This is a messenger RNA of Trichogramma pretiosum, 1920 nucleotides long. RefSeq lists its product as uncharacterized. Bases 424 to 1635 code for a protein of 403 amino acids. The record is from RefSeq and is a predicted model, not a curated record. NCBI's taxonomy places the organism in Eukaryota, Metazoa, Arthropoda, Insecta, Hymenoptera, Trichogrammatidae. The transcript has a single exon.
GUGUAAUCUAUGAAAUGUAAAUAAAGGUUUGUAAUGAGAAGGAAAAAUCUUCACAAUUCUAAUUUAAAUUUUAGCUUCAAUUUUAGUUUAGCUUAAUGUAAAAUAUGAUGUGAGAUAACAUGCUGAUUUUCUAAAACACAAACAAAGCUUAGUUUCUCAUAUGCGUAUGGAAAUCUAUAGUAUAUUAUAUAAUACGACAAAUAUAACAGUUGCAGAUCUUAUCUGCGCAUAACAAGAGCUAAUUUCGAUUUAAUUGCUUUGUGUACGAAUUAAUUCCAGUUGAAUGUCUCUGUCAUCUAGUCAGAAUAUUAUAGUGUUUGGAGAUAAGAUAAAAACACUUUUGCUCAGCUUAUAAUUGAGGCGUCAGUAAUAAAAACACGCUCUUAUUGAGAAAAAGUGUCGUAUGCUUUUUUCUGGCAAAAAAUGUCAAUUUUAAAUUUUAAAGAUAUUAAAUUAGUGAUUUCACGCGCCCUUAGUCCCGAGACCGAAAUUCUCAAGUAUCGCUUCAAGCCGUUCACGAAGAGCAAAACAGGCUGUUUUGGCACUCAUAGCUCCUUGGAAGUUAUAACUCAGCAAGAGGCAAACAAAAAAAAGUAUGUCGUGUCACAGUCGUUUUUCGUUAAAACCUUUCCCGAAUCUUUUUUAAUCAGAGAAGAGCUCAUGGACGAAGACAUGUUCACCGAAGAAGUUCAUUUUUACGAUGAAGUUCAGCCUUUGAUGAUGAAUAAACUUAAACUUCAGAGGUGGUCACCGAAGUGCUACCUCGCUAGGGAACACACGCUUGUGUUUGAAGAUUUAAGAGCUCAAGAUUUUAAUGUCAUUGCGAGCAACGAAUUUGAUCUAUUGCAUUUGAGGGCGGCACUGUCAGCUUUAUCUAGAUUCCAUGCCUCAACGAUAUUGACGGAAAAACGAUUGGGAAUAACUAUGAAACAAGCUUAUCCGAAUGCAUUCAACGAGAAAUUAUUUGCGUACCACAAAAAAUUUGCUAGAGGCAUACCAGUUGGCUUCGAUGCCAUCGCUUAUAUGGCCAAAAAGUUCGGCUUGAACUCGAGCAUUGUGCCAAAAAUUUACAAUUUAGUUUUUGGUCUCGUAAAAAUGCAAGGCAAUGGUUGCAACGUCAUUUGUCACGGUGAUUUAUGGAAGAAUAACAUUUUAUUCGAUAAAACAGUACCUCAUCCAAAUUGCGUAAUGGUGGACUAUCAAUUCUUGAGAUAUGCAUCCCCAAAUACCGACGUUGCUAUGCUCAUUUACUUGCACACGAAUCCAGAGUUUCGACAAAAACAUGAAUUGGACAUGUUUAAUCACUACUACUCGAGUCUGAAUGGUAUACUGUCGAGGAAUAAAUGCGCACUUGAAGAAUUUUCUUACGAUGUCAUGUUGAAAGAUUAUCACAAACAUAAAAUAGUGGGAAUGGCCCUAGGUUGCUUAUAUCUUCCUGGAGUAUUUUUGAAACCGGAACUUUUACAGAAAAUAAUGAACGAACCAGAAACAAUGAACGCUUGGUUUUUAGGAAACAGAAAAAAAAUAAUACAACAGAAUAUGGAUGACCAUCCGGACUACGAACAGAACUUGAAGGAUAGGAUCGUUGAAUUGAUACAGGAGGCAGAGAAAGUCAUACUUUCUGGAUAUAAUUAAGUAUUUUAUUUAGUUCAUCAGCACAUUUUUAAAUUCCAACUGACCCUAUAAUAGUUUCACCUUUAUAAUUGUAUUAUCAAUUUUUAACGCUUUAUAUUUUGGAAAUUAGCAUUUAAUAAAGAGUGUAUUAAAAUUAAAAUAAAAACGCAACAUUUUAUUUGAAAACUUACAGAAUCUUGGAAUUGCCAACGAAUGUAGAGUGAUAAUAAUUUUACUCAAUUAUAAACAACUCGUAUUGAGUCUUAUAUUAUUUUGACAAUUUUUAAAUUAAAUAAUUUAUGCAAU